AUGCAAAGCUAUAAAAAAUAUAUUCCCUUUCUGCAUAAAUUUAUAACAUUUAUCUAUUUUACAAAUCGAAAGAAUAUGAUAGAUCUACAAAGUUUUUUAAAAAUUGAGAUGAAAUAUAUUUUUAUAUUUUUUCUUUCUGAUAAAUGCUAA
This is a messenger RNA of Vairimorpha ceranae, 150 nucleotides long. RefSeq lists its product as hypothetical. NCBI's taxonomy places the organism in Eukaryota, Fungi, Microsporidia, Nosematidae. The record is from RefSeq and is a predicted model, not a curated record. The transcript has a single exon. The coding region runs from base 1 to 150 and encodes 49 amino acids.